AUGUUGGUCGGCGGGACGGCGACGGUGCAGCCGGUUGGCCAGCGCGCAGGGCUGCUCUUCCUCGUUCGGUGUGGGCUGGUCUGCUCGGGUGGUCAUGGAGUAUGGGAGCCCGCACACCAGGAGAGAACCCGUCGUAGCAGUGCUGCCGCGUCCCUCCAGAAGCAGCGGUUUCCCGCCAGCAACAUGGCUGCUCUCCAUCCUGGACAACCAUCCCCCGCCUCCUCACUGCUACGCAUAACCGCCGCUCCUCGCAGCCAACAGUGCGCGCCGGUAGCGCUGCCAACCGGGCCGCUCAGGCGACGCACAAUCGCUGCGAAUGGGCGCGGAUAUCAGCGGGCUCGGGCCGCUCUCACCCGCGCAGAGUUUGUGGAGCUGGCUGGGAGGGAAUAUGUGUUUGCAGGAAUGGGAACUUGGAGCGGAUCACUUGGAGCGAAUAACUUAGGGAUGAUACCUUCGAGAUAA
Puccinia triticina is the source of this 462-nucleotide messenger RNA. RefSeq lists its product as uncharacterized. The transcript has a single exon. NCBI's taxonomy places the organism in Eukaryota, Fungi, Basidiomycota, Pucciniomycetes, Pucciniales, Pucciniaceae. Bases 1 to 462 code for a protein of 153 amino acids. The record is from RefSeq and is a predicted model, not a curated record.